CGUCACAUCCGGCUCCCGCCCAUCCGGGCCAGCGCGGCGGCGCCGGGACGGGAGCUAUGGCCGCGCCGGGGGCGGCGGGCGGUGGCAGGAGCGGUGCCCCCGCUGCCGAAUGGGGCGGCUUCGAGGACAACAUGCAGAGUGGCGGCUCUGCCGUCAUCGACAUGGAGAACAUGGACGACACGUCGGGCUCCAGCUUCGAGGACAUGGGGGAGAUGCACCAGCGCAUGAAGGAGGAGGAGGAGGAGGAGGCGGAGGGCGAGGCGGGCACCGGCGAGGAGGAGGACGGAGAGUUCCUGGGCAUGAAGGGGCUGCGGGGGCAGCUGGGCCGGCAGGUCGCUGACCAGAUGUGGCAAGUGGGGAAGAGACAAGCCUCCAGGGCCUUCAGCCUCUACGCCAACAUCGACAUCCUCCGGCCCUACUUCGAUGUGGAGCCCGUCCAAGUGCGAGCCAGACUGCUGGAGUCCAUGAUUCCUGUGAAGAUGAUUAAUUUCCCACAGAAGAUUGCAGGCGAGCUGUACGGACCCCUCAUGCUGGUUUUCACAUUGGUGGCCAUUCUUCUGCAUGGAAUGAAGACCUCAGACACCAUCAUUAGGGAAGGCACGCUGAUGGGCACAGCCAUUGGCACCUGCUUCGGUUACUGGCUGGGCGUCUCAUCUUUCAUGUAUUUCCUGGCAUAUCUGUGCAAUGCCCAAAUCACAAUGGUGCAGAUGCUGUCACUGUUGGGCUACGGUCUUUUUGGACACUGCAUCACUCUCUUUGUCACCUAUAACAUCCACUUCCACUCCCUCUUCUAUAUCUUCUGGUUGGUUGUUGGUGGACUCUCUACACUACGAAUGGUUGCUGUGUUGGUGUCACGCACCGUGGGACAUACCCAGCGGCUCAUCCUGUGUGGGACUCUUGCUGCUCUGCAUAUGCUUUUCCUCCUCUAUCUGCACUUUGCUUAUCACAAGGUGGUAGAAGGUAUCCUGGACACAUUGGAAGGACCCAACAUGCCACCCUUUCAGAGAGUUGCCCGAGACAUUCCAGUUGUUUCCAAUGCUGUAUUGAACACAACAGCCAAAACCAUUGCAUUGACCCUGUAGUUUUACAGACUUGGACUUGCUUCCUUCACUACUUUUGGGGCUGAAUAGGGCCACAGUAACCUGCUGCCUCUUAGGAACAGGACAGAACAGCAAGAAGACAGCUUGGUUUUGUUUUCCUGGACCUGUCUUCUGCAUUACAGUUUUGGACCGCUGAGUGGACUCAGUGGAGGUGAGUCGCACCUCAGUGACUCAGAAGAGCUACACUCUUCCCCAUCCAGGUCUGGGCUGUCUUGAGUAGAGUGGUUCUGUUGCCUGCAUGUUUAGCUGGGAUUUCCCAGCAGAGUUUGUUCCUUAGCCCUCUUUCCGCUUGCUGAUGUAACUCCAGAAGUAUCUGCCCUGUUCCUGUCCUGAGGAGGGAAGAAUUAAAUUUGAUGUUGGUGCUGAGUGA
Messenger RNA from Sturnus vulgaris (Common starling), 1470 nucleotides. It is a transcript of the gene YIPF3, whose product is annotated as Yip1 domain family member 3. Gene Ontology annotation, cellular component: Golgi apparatus. NCBI's taxonomy places the organism in Eukaryota, Metazoa, Chordata, Aves, Passeriformes, Sturnidae. The record is from RefSeq and is a predicted model, not a curated record.